Molecule: messenger RNA, 1459 nt
Organism: Ornithorhynchus anatinus (platypus)
Lineage: Eukaryota; Metazoa; Chordata; Mammalia; Monotremata; Ornithorhynchidae
Gene: MOG
Product: myelin oligodendrocyte glycoprotein
Exons: 9
Coding region: 384-1133 (249 amino acids)
Biological process (GO): regulation of cytokine production; T cell receptor signaling pathway
Cellular component (GO): external side of plasma membrane
Molecular function (GO): signaling receptor binding
Source: RefSeq, a predicted model, not a curated record
CCUCAUCUUCGGGCGGGCAUCCCUUGAAGAGACACCACCAGGAGCAGCAGCACGAGCACCCCCAGCACCAUCAGCGCCGGGCAGUCGGAGCCUUCUUCAGCCCAAAGGACUGAACGCGGAACUCAGAGGUCAGCGGAUGUCCAGCAAGCCGGGGCCCACGGACCCCACUGGUCUCAGAACGAAAUCGGUUCUAGAGAAAGUCAGGGGGCGGACGGCCUGCCUACCCCAUCCUCUCCCCGCCCAGUCCCGAUGCCGUCGCCUUGACCCCCGACAUCUCGGGGCGGCUGACAGGGUGACCCUGACCCCUCCCCCCAAACCCCGCACCCUGACCCUCUCCCGGCAAAGAGAGAGGCAGCACUCAGAUUCAGACCCAGCUCCCGGUAAUGGCGCGUGACCACGGCUCCCCCCAGCCCGGUUGUCCCACGUCCCUCCUCCUCCCCCUCCUUCUUCUGCUUCAGCGACCCGUGCCAAGCUCAGGGCAGUUCUCGGUGACGGGGCCGACCCAGCCCAUCGUGGCCUUCGUCGGGGAAGACGUCGAGCUGCCGUGCCGCCUGUCGCCGGGCAAGAACGCCUCGGGCAUGGAGGUGGGCUGGUACCGCCCGCCCUUCUCCAGGGUGGUCCACGUGUACCGCGGCGGGAAGGAUCAGGACGGGGAGCAGGCCCCGGAGUUCCGGGGGAGGACCGAGCUGGUUAAGGAGGCCAUCGGCGAGGGCCGGGUGGCCCUGCGGCUCCGCCACGUGAGGUUCUCCGACGAGGGCGGCUACACCUGCUUGUUCCGGGACCACUCUUACCAGGAGGAGGCCGCGGUGCAGCUCAAGGUGGAAGAUCCCUUUUACUGGAUCAACCCAGGAAUGCUGUUCCUGAUAGCGGUCCUGCCCGUCUUGGUGCUGCAGGUAGCCCUCGGAUUCGGCUUCCUCUGCCUGCAGCGGAGGCUGACAGGGAAACUGCGAGCAGAGAUCGAGAACUUGCACAGAACAUUUGACCGCCAUUUCCUGAGGGUGCCCUGCUGGAAGAUAACUCUCUUCGUGGUCGUGCCCAUCCUGGGGCCACUGGUGGCCAUGAUCCUCUGCUACAACUGGCUGCAGCGCAGACUGGCAGGUCAAUUCCUGGAAGAGCUCAAAUACCCCUUCUGAGAGAAGCCGGGACCCCGGAGCUGACACGGAGGGACCUCUCGGCAGCGAGACCAACGGGCCGGUCCCCGCUGCUCUCUGACGACGCGGGGCCAGGCCUCGCGGCCGCGGCCCGGACUCUCGAGGGCGAAGAUGCUACCGGGGAAGCUGAGCGAAGCCUUCUUCCUUCCCCGGACUUCUCCCGACCUCCCUCCCUCCCACCCCCGCACCCUGCCCCCACGCUUUCGGCCUCCGCCGCUCCUCGCUCUCCUUCCUUUACUGUAACCCUCCCACCCCGAGGACCCGGGCCAGGGCCUCCCGGGGCAGGGGAAUAAAAGCUCUUUCGCCGA